GCGCCGAUAUGGGAAAAUGGCCGAAAGAGAUUCAUAAAUGUGGGGUGAUAUUAGGAUUUAUGCGGGAUUCAGCAAGAACUACAUUGGAAUUCAACGUUAACAAGAGCUCUCUAAUAUUCCACAGUUUUUCAGAAUGGUCAGUGAUAGAAGCUGACGUAAUAUCUGGAAUUUCAUUGGAGAAUACAUUUUCAGAACCAGCAAUUCUUCAAGUGACUUUCACUCUGAAAAGAACCUCCAACAUUGUAGAAAUUUUGUUAUUCUCUCCAUUCGUAGUUAUAUCUAUUUUCCUCUUGGCAUCAUUCUGGAUGGAUCCUCUUGGGAAAACGAAAAUUACACUAACUUGCAGCCAACUAAUUUUAACAACGAUAAUGCUUCUUGCAUUGGCAAAAAUUGUACCAAGUCAUUCCCAAAAUGUCCCUUUUUUGGUUACACUCUACAGCUUUACCAUGAUUGCUUUGGUAGUGGCUUUGGCAAUCGCUGUGAUUGUGGUCAAUUUGUCAAGGAAUAAGAAAAACACAUCCGUGCCACUGAUACUGUCGAAGAUGUUGACGAAUAAAGUGAUCAGCUGUACAUUAUUUUUACCAAAGAUAAAUAUGUCUGAAGAGUAUGGAAAGCUGAACGAAACGGGUCCAUCAAAGUCUCAAGAGAAUAGCCAGAUAACGUGGAUUGUUCUGUCACUUGCUAUCGACAGGGUAGCUUUCGUGGUCUAUGUGGCAUUGAUUGCUUUUGCAGGAUAUUCGAAAUACUGAUUCGAUUGUUUUGAGUCCUGUGUGGAUCAAUAUAAGAAGAAUCUAUAAUUCAUUAUAAAAAAAUAUUCAACACAUUCUAUACAGCACACAGGAAUUGUGAAGUAUAUUUGUAUUCCUCAAUUCAAUUACAACAUUUCAAUCGAUGUUUGAAUAAAAUGAAAAUCAUUACAUGUAUGCAUUGUAGAAA
Messenger RNA from Leptinotarsa decemlineata (Colorado potato beetle), 936 nucleotides. Its product is annotated as neuronal acetylcholine receptor subunit alpha-5. Gene Ontology annotation, biological process: monoatomic ion transport. Gene Ontology annotation, cellular component: membrane. Gene Ontology annotation, molecular function: extracellular ligand-gated monoatomic ion channel activity. NCBI's taxonomy places the organism in Eukaryota, Metazoa, Arthropoda, Insecta, Coleoptera, Chrysomelidae. The record is from RefSeq and is a predicted model, not a curated record.